GGUAACUAUUAUUUGCAACUUUGUUGCCAACUUGCCACUAAUUAUGUUGGCAUGCUGGUUAUGCUAGAGGUCUGCUUGAAUCGGAGGUCAGGCCGCCAUUGACCAUUGUUGUUCAACAUUAGCAAAGAUGAAGCUUCUCCGCUCCUCUCUUUUGUCCAAAAAAACUGUAUUUAAAUACCCAGAAAUUGGUGGCAAUAAUCAGAAUUCAGAAAUCCAGUAUAUCCCUUUUCGAGAUCCUAGACGCCUUACACUCCUUCAUCGGAACUGCAUCUUUAUUCGACCCUGGUGACGUUGAUUUCUGUGUUGUCUAAUGCCGAGCCUCUACGACAAUAAUCUGGACAAGUCCCCAUUAUCUAUGGAGUUGAAUGGCGACGGUGGCCACAAACUGGGGGCGGUUUCUGCACGGGUUGUUCCAUUGAUGGAUGCCGUGGUGAAGGUGUUUUGUGUUCAUUCAAAGCCCAAUUAUUCCCUUCCGUGGCAGAGGAAGAAGCAGCGUAGUUCCUCAAGUAGUGGGUUUGUCAUUGCAGGGAGGAGGAUUUUGACAAAUGCUCAUUCAGUGGCACACUACACUCAGGUUAAGCUCAAGAAGCGGGGCUCUGAUACUAAGUACUUGGCCACUGUACUCGCCGUUGGGACUGAGUGUGAUAUUGCUUUGCUGACGGUCAAAGAUGAUGAAUUCUGGGAAGGUGUUUCACCAGUAGAGUUUGGCGAAUUGCCUGCUCUUCAGGACGCGGUGACUGUUGUGGGGUAUCCAAUAGGAGGAGAUACUAUCUCUGUAACUAGUGGAGUUGUCUCACGCAGGGAGAUCCUCUCGUAUGUACAUGGGUGGUCUGAGCUAUUAGGCUUGCAGGUGGAUGCUGCAAUAAACUCUGGAAACUCUGGUGGUCCAGCCUUCAACGACGAAGGCAAUUGCGUAGGCAUUGCAUUUCAGUCAAUGAAACAGGAAGAUGCGGAAAAUAUUGGUUAUGUUAUUCCUACACCUGUCAUCAUGCACUUUAUUCAAGAUUACGAGAGGAAUGGAGCAUAUACUGGGUUCCCAAUUCUUGGGUUUGAGUGGCAAAAGAUGGAGAAUCCUGACUUGCGUGUAGCAAUGGGAAUGAAAUCUGAUCAAAAGGGUAUACUUGUUACACGAGUUGAAGCUACUGCUCCUGAAUCCAAGGUUUUGGAGUCAUCAGAUGUUAUCCUGAGCUUUGAUGGGGUUGAUAUUGGAAAUGAUGGAACAGUUCCUUUCAGGCAUGGAGAGCGUAUAGGUUUUACUUACCUUUUAUCCCAGAAGUAUACUGGAGAUAAUGCCAAAAUUAAGGUACUUCGGAAUUUGGUGAUGCACGAAUUCAACAUCAAACUUGAUACUCACAAGAAGCUCAUUCCAGCGUGUACUGAGGAUGGACCUCCAUCAUAUUACAUACUCGCAGGAUUUGUUUUUACUGUUGCCUCAGUCCCAUAUCUCCAAUCAGAGUAUCCAGACCCUUCGGAUGUUCCUGUUGAGCUUCUGCACAAACUUCAGCAUUCAAUGGCACAAUCAAAAGAUGAAGAGCUUCUUGUUAUAUCUCAGGUUCUUGUAGCUGACAUCAACAUCGGAUAUGAACAUCUUGCUAAUGUUCAGGUUCUUGCUGUCAACGGCAACCCCGUGAACAACUUAAAAAGCUUAGCAAGUAUGGUGGAGUCCUGCAACAAUGAAUUUUUGAAGUUCGAUCUAGAAUUCAACAAGGUAGUCAUUCUUCGAACAGAGACUGCUAAAGCUGCUACUGCAGAUAUUCUGGCUACACACUGCAUACCUUCUGCAAUGUCUGACGAUCUUAAAUCAUUCACUGAAGUUUGAAGCUCCGAUUUCCUGUUACAGACUUACAGUUGUAUACUUCUUCACCUACUCUUGUUGUCACACAAUACUAUAGUCUGCUAGAAAUCUGUUUAUACUCUAUAAGCAAACGAGUCAAUCACAGUUCACAAGUGUAUUCAAUAAAUUUAUUGUACAAAAGUUAGUUAAUUUACCAUUUCUGAGAGUGAAUCUUUAUUAUUUGUAACUUAAACCGAUUGUUCAGUGAAAGAAUUAUCCUUUGUUUCA
Messenger RNA from Spinacia oleracea (spinach), 2062 nucleotides. RefSeq names its product protease Do-like 9. NCBI's taxonomy places the organism in Eukaryota, Viridiplantae, Streptophyta, Magnoliopsida, Caryophyllales, Amaranthaceae. Bases 311 to 1819 code for a protein of 502 amino acids. The transcript has 10 exons. Gene Ontology annotation, molecular function: serine-type endopeptidase activity; protein binding. The record is from RefSeq and is a predicted model, not a curated record. Gene Ontology annotation, biological process: proteolysis.